Messenger RNA from Caenorhabditis elegans, 1595 nucleotides. It is a transcript of the gene C30F12.2, whose product is annotated as ATPase N2B. Bases 6 to 1343 code for a protein of 445 amino acids. NCBI's taxonomy places the organism in Eukaryota, Metazoa, Nematoda, Chromadorea, Rhabditida, Rhabditidae. The transcript is spliced from 9 exons. The record is from RefSeq and is marked reviewed. Gene Ontology annotation, molecular function: ATP hydrolysis activity; ATP binding.
CUGAAAUGCUCUCCCCAAUUCGCUCAAAAUUACAAUAUCUGCAAGUUCAACGGUUUUUAGUCACAUUAAGCGAUGCGUACUCGAAAAAAGUAAACGAAGGGACACUUAAAGAAGACGAUUAUCAGAGAAAAAUGAUUGUUGAUUUCGAACGAUUGCGGAAAGAAAUCGAAUCAUAUCAACCAACGAACAAGUCUAAUAUAUCAGAAAAAUCAAGUUCAAGAUUCUGGAAAAUGUUUCAAAAUUCUAAAGUAGAUACUCCAAAAAUUAUAUCACCACGUGGAAUUUACUUGUAUGGUUCAGUUGGAUGCGGGAAAACAAUGCUCAUGGAUUUAUUUUUUGAAAAUUGUCCGAUAGAUAAAAAACGACGGGUUCAUUUUAAUGAUUUUAUGCAAAAUGUACAUAAAAGAAUGCACGAACUCAAAAUGCAGAGUAAUAAAGCUCGUGGAAAAUUUGAUCCUGUACCAGUUAUUGUCGAUGAAAUUAUGGAAACGACGAAUUUAUUGUGUUUUGAUGAGUUUCAGGUCACAGAUAUUGCCGACGCAAUGAUUCUAAAACGAUUCUUCUCAAUGUUAUUUGAUCGUGGUCUUGUAAUGGUUGCAACUUCAAAUCGAGCACCUUCAGAACUUUACAAAAAUGGUCUUCAGCGACAUCAGUUCAUGCCUUUCAUCACUAUUUUAGAAGAUAAAUGUGCAUCUCUUGCUUUGGAUUCUGGAAUGGAUUACCGUCGCAGUGCAGCUGGAGACGGAAAUCAUGUUUAUUUCAGUUCAGAAGAUUCUAAUACACAAUGUGACAUAGUUUUCAAACAAUCUGCAGCUAAUGAGAAUGAUACUGUACGUUCGAAAACUCUCGAAAUCUUGGGACGUCGAGUGAUCGUCGAGAAAUGUUGUGGUGGAGUUGCUGAUGUGGAUUUCAAAGAGCUCUGCAUGACAGCGAAGGGAGCAGUUGAUUAUCUUGUUUAUGCACGAGUAUUUCAUACAGUUAUUGUAAGAAAUAUUCCAAUUAUGAACCAAGAUAUGUGGAAUGCUAUGAGACGAUUCAUCACAAUGAUUGACACAUUUUAUGAUCAGAAGGUCCGUGUUGUAAUUGGAGCAGCUGCUCCUUUAGAUGAGCUCUUUCAAUUUGAAGGACACAAUACUUCUCACGACGCUCUAAGUGACUCAAAACGAAUGCUCAUGGAUGAUCUGGGUAUCAAAUCUGAUCAUGAAGGAAUGAGCGCAAAUGUGUUCAGUGGAGAUGAAGAAGCAUUCGCCUACAGUAGGACAGUAUCCAGAUUGUAUGAGAUGCAAACAGAAAAAUAUAGGAGACAGCGAAGACCUUAUAAUGCUACUGAAGAUUCUAUUUAGGAUUUUGAAAUUUUAUUUUUUCGUCUUAGAAUUUCCAUUCUUCAACAUCUACUCUAAAAUACAAUCAAUUGCUUUUCUUCUAGUUUCAGUUUUUGAAAUUUUUUAAAGGAUUUUACUUUUUUCUUAUAGUUCCCGCUUGUCUCACUCCCGCUAGUGUACUUUCUCGGUUUUUUUUCUGUUUAACAUGGAUUAUUGAUGUUAUAGAAACUUUAUUAUGUAUUGUACCCCGGUGAAUAAAAUAUAUUUCUAGUU